Durusdinium trenchii is the source of this 1164-nucleotide messenger RNA. NCBI's taxonomy places the organism in Eukaryota, Dinophyceae, Suessiales, Symbiodiniaceae. The record is from the annotation of a GenBank genome assembly.
AUGCGGCGAUGGGCGCUGCUCGCUCCGCUGGCGGUCUCGGCCGCGGAGUGCGGUGCGGAUGGUCCGGAUGGUGCCGUGCUGAUGUGUCGAGACGGUCAAUGCAGGGAUGAACUUUACGUGCAGCCCCGUGAGACUUGCUCAGUGAUUGGAGGUCUCUGCAUGGACGAUUGCACAGUGCGCCGGACCUCCACAGGACCGAUGCCGUGCGACUGCGAGGUGGGCGCUUGGUUGCACGGCCACUCAGAGCUACAGAGGACGGCCAUACAGAACAGCGGCUCGCCCACGGCUCUGCUGCGCCAGACGCCCUUCCUCAUGACGCACGACUCAGCGACAGGCCUGAUCGGAAUGCUGGACGGCCGGAACCUCUUUGCCCAAGCGCAGACCAUCGGCUUGUCGGAGCAGCUGACCUGCGGUGCUCGAGCGCUAGAUUUGAGGCUGGUGAGGUCCGAGGAUUCCUCAGAGAUCUACUUCCAUCAUAGCUCAGAGUCCCUUCAUUGGGUCUCGGAUCAGUCCCUACAAGGGGAGUGGCCGAAGAUGAUGGCGUGGGCGAAAGAACGUCCUGAAGAGCUCGUGGUUCUAGUGAUGAGCCACUGUCAGAUGGCGCCGGGCACCUGGGGCUGGAGGAGCUACUUCCAGCGAUGGACAGGCUUGGAGUGUUCGAAUCCUUUCUACACGGCAGAAUUUCAGAAGCUGGGUAUUCCAUGGCAGGCCGAUUGUGAGAGGGUCUCUGCCAUGACCCAUGCAGAGGCCAAACAGAUGAGCCGUUUAAAGUCGGGUGGACACAUCCUAGCCGUGGACGGCGCUUGUAUCGCCUCCAACUGGGAUUCAUCUGUGAAUGAAGGAGCAAGAGUGAGACCCUAUGUGGAAAGGACGAUGUCGAAGAUGCGAAAUUCAGCCAAGAUGCCCUUCAUGGUCCAAUCCUUCAUUCAGCAAAGAUUGACAGUUCCAAUGAGCACUCCGCUGAACCAGCAGGUCCUGUCAGAGAUCACCACUUCUGAUCUCUAUGCUGGGGUCAACUUUCUGGAGAUCAACUUGAUUUGUGCAUAUGGGACCUCAAUGGCGAUUGCCCUGGGUUACACCACGAUUUCUUCACAAGACUUCCAGUCAUGUCGGAGCUCCUGCCGUUUGGCGUGCAAAAGGCAUGGAGCUUGCGAACAGUUGUGA